AUGAAGUUCUUUGCUCUGUGCGCUUUCCUGCUCCUCGCCCUGGCCGCCGUUCAGGCAGCACCUGGUGGCGGCUUUGGACCAGGUGGUCGUGGCGGCCUUGGACCAGGUGGUGGUGGCGGCUAUGGACCAGGCGGUGGUGGCGGUGCCUCGUCCAUUGCUAAUGCCAAUGCUCAGGCUUCGAGCUCGGGACGUGGACCUUCUUCUGCUAUAGCCAAUGCCAAUGCUGAAGCUAUUUCCCGGGGUGGUGGCGGCGGCGGUCACCGCGGUUAAUUUUGUUGGUGGGCUCAAGGAUCGACCUCAAACAAACCUGGAUAAUCAGCGAAGUCAAGUUGUCAUCAUUAUCGAGAAAAUAUUUGAAUA
Messenger RNA from Drosophila persimilis, 360 nucleotides. RefSeq names its product glycine-rich protein DOT1. Lineage: Eukaryota; Metazoa; Arthropoda; Insecta; Diptera; Drosophilidae. Bases 1 to 270 code for a protein of 89 amino acids. The transcript has a single exon. The record is from RefSeq and is a predicted model, not a curated record.